AUGGUCGUCUCAGGUCCGGAAUCUGAUGGGCGGCGGGGAAGGCGGAUGGUGGCGAGAAACCUGGGUUCUUUGGUUGUUUACGUCGAUUCAACGGAGCUGAUGGAGUGGCAGAGGAUUGAUGGUGAUCAGAAGAAGGUGCGGUCAAGUCGCAUACCUUAUGGUGAAUGGCUACUUGAGGAGUGGGACAUGGACCGUGCCUUUCCCGAGCACGCCGAGGGCAUUGGAGUUCUCGAUUGGAUAAGACCACCUCGGUCGCCUCCCGUCGAACGAGAGACAGUCACUAGUUCAAAGCAGAAAUACUGUGUCAUUGGCGAGCUGUACCUCAGUCUUCGCUUCAUCCCUGGCACCCCAUCCAUUUGGGCCUGGUGGUCCCACUCGCUUGCAGAUGCGGGGGGUGUCAACGCCGAGCCUACAGAUAAGGGUGUUAAAAGGGCCUUCAAAGCUUCAAAGAAGGGGAUAUAUACAAUGGUCUUGAAUCUCAGUGGUUGUGAAUGGGACGAAUUCUCGGCGGUGCCCAUCCACGAACACAAUGGAGUACCGCCAAACCCUAACUGCAAUGCUCUUGGGACAUUCUCGCCCAGCCAGUCACUCACUUAUCGUUUGAUCGGUAUUGAGCCGUCUGGACACCAUCAUCUAUCCGUCUUUGCUCCGCUGAAUUGCAUGAGACCGCAUCCAACCUCAGACAACCCGAAUGCCACAGAAUGA
Molecule: messenger RNA, 705 nt
Organism: Sodiomyces alkalinus F11
Lineage: Eukaryota; Fungi; Ascomycota; Sordariomycetes; Glomerellales; Plectosphaerellaceae
Exons: 9
Coding region: 1-705 (234 amino acids)
Source: RefSeq, a predicted model, not a curated record